AUGGCAUAUGAAGGUGCUGUCCUUUAUCUCCACAAUAGCAACCAGGAACCUGUUUUUUUUUCCACGACAGUAGUCGGUAACGUUUAUCAAUGGCAGAUUACAGGGAUUAGAGAUAAUGAUUACAUCAAAUAUUUUGGCCCUGAUUAUUCAUUGAAGCUUCCUGGCGGGCACAUAGAGAACUUGAAUAGCAAAUCAUACAUUGGCACCAUAAAAAUGCAAGUAAUGGAAGAUCUUCGUUGCAUCCAGCAUGCUCCUGAUGUACAAAUGAAAGAAGUACCACCCGACUUCUAUAUUCCUGAUUUUGAUGAAGAUGACCAAAAUCCAGACGAGCGUGUGGAUCAGCACACCCAAGAUAAGCAUAUCCAGCGUGACGAUGAAUAUUAUGAAGGCGACCAUGACAAUGAUAACCACAUGGAUGAUGCUUAAAUACUAGAGUAUGAUGUAGUUAGGUUCGUCUAUGUGUCCAUUCUUUUGUCUAUUAUAGAAAAGGCAAUA
Molecule: messenger RNA, 495 nt
Organism: Nicotiana tabacum (common tobacco)
Lineage: Eukaryota; Viridiplantae; Streptophyta; Magnoliopsida; Solanales; Solanaceae
Product: putative histone deacetylase 10
Source: RefSeq, a predicted model, not a curated record